GAAAAAGAGCAGCCUGAUCAACACAGACCUGAAGCACAACUGUUAAACUCUUCACUCUAAACUUUAAAUGGAAAAACAGCAGCGAUAUGACUAUAUGAAGAACAGCAAAGGGUUGUGUUAGUGUGAAUCUGUAGGAGGAGAUAAAGAGAUAAAGAUGGCGACUGCAAGAAACAAUGAGUUUAAACUUAUUGGACCCCCAUAUACAGAGUAUCCGUUUAACUUUGCGGUCACUCUCUCAUGUCACCUGUCUCCUGAAAUCAGUGCUGUUGCCCUGGAGAUCAGGUGGUUUAAGGGGACAGACUGUGUUUGUCUCUAUAAGAACAGGCAGGUGACAGAAGGGAGGGACUACGAGGGCAGAGUGAAUCUGUUCACUCAGGAGCUGCAGAGAGGAAACGUCUCCUUACAGAUCAGAGACUGUAGAUGGUCAGAUGAAGGAGAUUAUCUGUGUCAGGUCACCAAUGGAGACACAACAGAGGAGUGUACAGUAGGGAUGUGGAGCACAUCAUGGCUGGAUCCAUGGAGAGAAGCAGAGAAAGAGGCUCCUCAAGUCUUCGUUUCUCAGAGGGGCAGAAAAUGGACAGAAGAGGAGAGAAUGAAAAUGAGGGAAUCUGCUUUGCUGAUUGAUUUAACUGAAAAGACCAAACAGCUCAAAGAAACAAAACAUGUACCAUCUGAGAGAGACACGCAUCUAAUGGAGAGAGAAAAACAAGUUGAGGAGAAAGACAGACUUCUGACAGAAAAUACAACAACACUUCAGAUGAAGGACAAGAUAUUAGAAGAGAAAGACAGACUUCUCACAGGGACAGAAGAUGAACUCAGACAAACAACAAAGAAAUUAAAGAACAAUCAUAGAAUACAAAUGGAAGAAAUGGAGAAAAGACUUGAGGAGAAAGAUGAAGAACUAAAAAAGGUAAAAGUACAACUGAAUGAUAAAGACAUGAAACUGAAAGAGAAAAACAUGAUUAUAAAAGAACCUUUAGAGACUAUUGAUAAGAGAGAUUCAUUAUUAAAGGAAACUAAUGAAAGAUCAGAAAGUGUUAAUAAGCAGCUUAAAGAUAAAAACACACAACUGGAGAAUAACAUCAAACUGCUGAGAGAGAAAGAGACUCUACUGGAGAUCACAGUGAAAGAGGUGGAAAGCAGUAAAAAGCAACUGGAGACACUGAGGAAGGAGCUGCAGGACAAGAGCAGCAAACUACAGGAGAUGAUGAUCCUACUGGAACAACAGAAAACUGAAGUGAGUGAAAAAGACAGACAGCUUGAAGAGAAGGAGAGACUUCUAAGUGAGAGAAACACACAGCUGAUGGAAAGAGACAAGCAGGUUGAGGAGAAAGACAGACUUCUAGAGGAGAGAAACAAGCAGCUGCAGGAAAGAACAGAUCCAGACUCAGCAGUUCAAGCCAGGAAAAGAAACGGAAAGGAGCUGGAGCCUCAAUACUUGAGUGGAGGGACUCCAAAAUCUGCAGCAUCACUCAGGAGAAGACCCCGUUUGCAAGGACUUCCUCCAGAUAUGAGUGGUGAAUCCUCUCCAGCCUCUCCAGAGUCAGUUCCUGUAGCAGAACUCAGACUGGUGCUGCUGGGGAGGACUGGAUGUGGUAAGAGUGCAGCAGGAAACAUCAUCCUGGGAAGAGAGGAGAGGAGCCAGGCUGGAGCGUCUACAGUGAAGCAGCAGAGUGAGAGCAGACAGGGGAAGGUGGCUGGGAGGCAGGUGACUGUGGUGGACACUCCUGACUGGUUCUGUCCUGGACUCUCUCUGGAGGAGGUGAGACAGACCGUGGGACUCUGUGUCCGUCUGUCUGCUCCAGGACCCCACGCCUUCCUCCUAGUCAUACCAGUGAAGCAGUCUACAGGAGAGGAGGGAGGCAUGCUGGAGAAAAUGGAGGAGAUUUUUGGAGAGAGAUGUUGGAGGAACACCAUGAUCCUUUUCACUGUUACUGAUGAAGUCCAAGAGAAGAACAUUGAAGAGUUUAUCAGGUCUGGAAACCAGGAGUUCCAGAGACUUGUAGAGAAAUGUGGGAAUAAGUUUCACUGUCUCAACAUUAAGGAGAGUAGAGAUGGUUCUCAAAUCUCAGAGCUGCUGGAGAAGAUAGAGAAGAUGGUGGAAGGAAACAGAGAGAAAUUCUACAGCAUUGAGAUCUACCUGGAGACAGAAUCUCAGAUCAGAGAGAUAGAGGAAAGAAUGAUGAGAGAAAGAGAGGAGAUGAGAGAAAGACAAGAACGAGAAACUAGAGAGAAACUAGAGAGAUGUGAACAGGAGAUUAAAAUGAAGUUUAAAGAAUUAAAAGAUAAGUUUAAUGCACAAAUAAAUCAGCAUGAAGAGCAAAUAGCUAAACUAGAGGUAAUGUUAGAAGAGGAUAAAGAUGAGGAGAGAAAAGUAGAGCUGGAGCAAGAGCUGGAGAGAGAGAUCCAGCGAAGGAAUGAGGUUCAGCUGGAGUUAGAGAGACUGAAAGAAGAGACUGAAAAGGAGAGGAGAGAGAUGGAGGAGAGACACAGACAGGAGAUGGAGGAGAUCAGGGAGACGUAUGAAGGAGAAGCCAAGAAGGAGGCAGAGAGAAACCUCCUGCCUGAACUCCAGCAGAGAAUGUGGGAACUCAUGACAAAGAAACAGAAAGAUUUUGAUUGUAGGAUGGAUGAAAAGGAGAGAGAGUUAGAAGCACUGAGACGGAGACUCAGAGAGGGAGUCAGAGAGGGAAUCACAGCAGCAGGAGAUGAUCAUCAGGAGGACACUAGAGGACUGUUUAACAGGUUAACACAGCUGCUGUUUUGGGGAACACUCUGUGAUCCAGUUAUAAUCACUCAGUCAGCUCCUGACUUUCUGUCAUAGCAGAUUUGUCUGAUAGUAGCAGCUGAUAAAAAAGGGAAGCUCAGAAUGAGUGAAUUUUUCUCUCAGUGGUCAGAGACUCAAUACGCAUUUGAAAUAUUUUUAGUAAAAAAAUUAGGGAAAAAUAAAACUUAUUGUAUAAGUUUUAUUUAAGUAGCCAGCAAUGAAGCAACCACAUUUGAAUUUGUCACGUUAACCCAUAAAUCAGUAAAACUAUUGAUUUCAUGAUUGUUCAGUAUGGGUUUAUUUUCAUUGUUACAAAAAAGAGAACAUUUUCCAUGCAGUACAGAUCUCAUUUGCAUCACUAUUUAGAAUAAUCUUUUUAGAGAAAUGUUUUUACUCCUACUUUUAUUCCCCACAUGGAUACAGAUAUUAUCCGUCAAAUUAUCAGAACUUCUAAUUCAAUUUUUAUGCUGAAUUGCAUAAUAUUAUCCUUGAAAACAAUAUUGUCAAAAUAGAGUCUGUCAAAACAUUGUUUAUUUAUUAAAAAAAACCUACACCUACCUCAAAGUCAGUGGCCUUGAGGCUGUUUGCAACUACAUUCAUUUUUGAUAAGGAUGAGUUUUGAGUGUUGAUGUCAAGUAACAUGACCUGCUGGUUUCUCAAUGUGUGUCUUCCUAGCCCUCAUUUCUUAAUUUCUUAAUCUUAAUUUGCAUACAAGUGUAGUUCACAAACCUACAUAGUCUUAGAUACUUUCAAAUGUAGUUCUCCUCAGUUUCUGGCAGCCUGAUCACCCAGUAAUUACUGUCAGUCAUCAGAGUGAAGAGUAGAGUGUAAUUAGCUUUAGUUCUUUCCACUCUGAUCAGAUCACUGUGUGAUAG
Colossoma macropomum (tambaqui) is the source of this 3642-nucleotide messenger RNA. Its product is annotated as interaptin-like. NCBI's taxonomy places the organism in Eukaryota, Metazoa, Chordata, Actinopteri, Characiformes, Serrasalmidae. Bases 155 to 2824 code for a protein of 889 amino acids. The record is from RefSeq and is a predicted model, not a curated record. The transcript has 11 exons. Gene Ontology annotation, molecular function: GTP binding.